Messenger RNA from Nematolebias whitei (Rio pearlfish), 2014 nucleotides. It is a transcript of the gene hs3st3l, whose product is annotated as heparan sulfate (glucosamine) 3-O-sulfotransferase 3-like. The coding region runs from base 135 to 1202 and encodes 355 amino acids. Lineage: Eukaryota; Metazoa; Chordata; Actinopteri; Cyprinodontiformes; Rivulidae. The record is from RefSeq and is a predicted model, not a curated record. Gene Ontology annotation, molecular function: [heparan sulfate]-glucosamine 3-sulfotransferase activity. The transcript is spliced from 3 exons.
GCGCAGCAACAUGACAGAGGAGGAGAGCGGUGCGCACUGACAGACUCUCCGAGAGUUCGGGGAUGGUUCCGGGGUUCGGAUGUGAGCUCAGCUCGUGGUAGGAUGGCCGCUCCUCUGGCUCUGAUGACCGAGGCAUGGCAGCGUUUCACCCCCACCAGCACCAGCGCCUCCACCCUCCGAGCGCGGAGCUGCGGCGGCUCUUCCACCGCCUCACCAUCGCCUCCUCUCUGAGCAUCCUCUGCUUCUCUCUGGUCUAUCUCUUCGCCGGAUGCUGCGAGUCGGAGCUCGCGGACAACUCGGACGCCUCCACGCGCGCUCUUCUGGCGGCCGGGUCGGGAUGGCCGUACGAGAGGAACGGGACGCGCGCGGCUGGAGAGGCUGGACAUCCCGGACUGGAGGGCAACAGCUCGGGGAAGGAGUGGACGGCCACGCGCAGGCUGCCGCAGGCUCUGAUUAUUGGGGUUAAAAAGGGGGGCACCCGGGCUCUGCUGGAGUUCCUGAGGCUCCAUCCGGAUAUCCGGGCCCUGGGCUCCGAGCCGCACUUCUUUGAUCGGCAUUACGCACGAGGUCUGGACUGGUACAGAACGAUGAUGCCCAAAGCCCUUGAAGGCCAGAUCGUCAUGGAGAAAACGCCUCGUUACUUUGUUACAGUGGACACGCCGCCACGAAUCCACGCUAUGUCACGAGAUGUGAAGCUGAUUGUGGUUGUCCGUGAUCCAGUGACUCGAGCCAUAUCUGAUUACACGCAGAUCAUCUCAAAGACCCCAGACAUCCCUUCGUUUGAGAGCCUAGCCUUCAGGAACCACACCACAGGUCAGAUUGAUUCAUCGUGGAGUCCGCUGUGGAUCGGUUUGUACGCCCAGCACAUGGAGCGUUGGCUGACGUGGUUCCCAAGGACUCAGAUUCACCUGGUCAGUGGGGAGAGGCUCAUCUCAGACCCGGCUGGAGAACUGGGCAAAGUCCAGGACUUCCUGGGCCUUCAGAGGAUAGUCACGGACAAGCACUUCUACUUCAACAAAACCAAAGGCUUCCCUUGCUUGAAGAAGCCGGAGGGCAGCAGUAAACCUCACUGCCUGGGAAAGACGAAAGGGAGGACACACAUCUCCAUAGACCCGGAAGUCAUCCAGAAACUUAGGGAAUUCUACAAACCUCACAACCAGCGCUUUUAUCAAAUGGUAGGACAGGAUUUUGGAUGGCAGUGAUCCUUAAGGCUGCGUGGACUUCAAAGCUUAAGGUACAAAGCUACUGUCUGACUGAGACCAAACAGAUCAGCGUGCACAAAAGAGAGCCAUUCACGUGCCUCUGACCAGCCAAGGAGCAUCUCAGAGACUCGAUACUGAACUCCUGUAUCAGAACAUGCAAGUCUGUUGGUCAGUCAAUCAUUUUCAAUGAAGGUGAUGUUCAGACGUUGUGACCAAACAAAGCAUUGGUGAAGAAGUUGCAAAUAGAGUGGAUUUGCUUUAAGGUUGUGGCUUCUUAGAUGUUGAACAGUCAAAUCAGUGUAUUGUCUUUGUUUGGAAAUUCAAACCUGACUCCAGAUCAGCUGUAGUUGGACAACAACAGGUAAAACAUUUCUGAUUUGAUUCCACAUGCUCACUCUUGAGCCUGAGUUUAAGAAUUUAAAAGCAAUCAGUCCAUUUAUAUUGGGAAGUGUCCUGCAACCGUUGUUUCCAAAAAGUGGGGGAUGAAUCUUUAAUGUGGCGAGCAGAGGAGGGGUGAGGGAGAAAAGGUUUGCAUGAGCUCAGAUGUGGCUGAGUGGUUUGUAUUCUUGAAUAAUGAAUGUGGUUAAAUGGAUGUAGAAGGAACUGAUGUGGAUCACUUGGCUCAUUUGUAUGCUCUGCUUAGGUUAGCACCCCCCACCCCCCACCCUAAAAUCAGCCUACUGUGCUGCACUUUGAGGAACGUAAUGGGACCGCUGGAGGACGACCGAAACUGGACCAAAACUGAAAAUCAAUACGGGAAAGUUCAGCCGAUCACUAGCCAUACCUGUGAAUGUGAUGCAUGAAGCGUCCUG